Messenger RNA from Lactuca sativa (garden lettuce), 1863 nucleotides. RefSeq lists its product as uncharacterized. The record is from RefSeq and is a predicted model, not a curated record. Lineage: Eukaryota; Viridiplantae; Streptophyta; Magnoliopsida; Asterales; Asteraceae.
AUGGAGUUUAUAACUCAAACAUACCAAAAAGCUGACACCAACUCCAAAUCCAUAGCUGCUAUCGAGAAGCAGAUUGCUCAACUGGCGGAGCAAAUUGGGAAAAGAGAAGAUGGCAAGUUUCCAAGCACCACAACAGUCAACCCAUCUCACACCCAAAGACCCGGAAAAGAGCAUCAAGUGAACGAGGUAAUCACCUUGCGUAGUGGGAAAAAGGUUGACAACAAGGUAAGUGCUCCUACCUUAGAUAAUGACAGUGACACUGAAGUCAUCUUUGACGAAAAAGAAGAGUUUGAGAAAGGUUUCAAAUCUAAAAAUCAAAAAGUAGUUAAGGGUAAAGAUGACUCUAAAGUUGGGGAGCAUGGUGUGGAGGUUAAUACCGCACCAUACCCUUCGGCUUUAGAGAAACCGGCAUCCUUCCCUUUUGGGAAGCGAGGGCCGAAAAUGGAAGACAUGUGGGAUUUAUUUAGUCAAGUUAAAAUAAAUAUCCCGUUAGUCAAACUUAUUAAGGAGGUACCUUCUUAUGCUAAGUUUUUUAAGGAUUUGUGUGUUCAAAAACGCAAACUCCAAGCACACCUCCCUAAAAAGAUUGACUUAACCGAGCAUGCGAGUUCCAUAAUAUCAAAUAAACCUCCACCCAAGCUUAAGGAUCCCGGGGCGCCUUUAAUUUCUGUUACCCUAGGUAAUAUUAAUAUCAAAACGGCGCUCCUUGAUCUUGGAGCUAGUGUUAAUAUAAUCCCAGGAAAUCUUUUUGAUCAACAUGACUUAGGCACUUUAGAACAAACUGAUAUUAUUUUGCGAUUGGCCGAUAAGUCAACAAAAAUUCCCCGGGGUAUAUUAUCAUAUGUCAUCAUUAAGGUGGAAGAUUUUUAUUACCCAGUUGAUUUUCUUGUUCUUGACACUGAAAGCACCUAUAAAGAAAGUCAACCUUUUAUUAUUUUGGGUCGCCCGUUUUUAGCAACAAUAAAUGCACAAAUUAAUUGUAGAACGGGUGCCAUGGAUAUCUCUUUUGGAAAUAAAAAACUUAGAAUUAAUAUUUUUAAUACGUUUCCUAACUCACCAUCAGAUUAUGAAUGUUAUCGUGUAGAUGUGGUUGAUGACUUAGUGCAUCAAUUCACUCCUAAAAUCUUACACCCCGAUCCGUUGGAGUUUUUUCUUUCUAAUGGCAGGGAUGAAGUUUUAGAGUUGGAUGACAUCAAGAUGGUUGAGGAGGCAUUUGAAAAUUCUAUUGAGCAAGAGAGGCCACCAUGGAGUUAUCAAGUUGAAAAAUUGCCAACAAGUUUUUCGGACCCACUUAAGCCAUCUUUGAAGGAGCCACCCACUCUUGAACUUAAAACUCUUCCUUCACAUCUUAAAUACUCUUUUUUAGGAUCUAAUGAGAACUUACCAAUUAUCAUAUCUUCUGAUUUGACAGGUCCACAGGAGGAAGCAUUACUGAAGGUGCUUUCCAAGUACAAGGGAGCAAUUGGAUGGACCAUAGCAGACUUGAAGGGAAUUAGUCCAGCCACAUGUAUGCAUCGAAUCAUCACUGAAGCUGGAGCAAAGCCAUCCCAAGAUGCACAACGAAGGCUCAACCCAAAUCUACGAGAAGUUGUUAAAAAGGAGGUGCUGAAAUGGCUUGAUGCGGGUAUUAUCUGCCCAAUAUCUUAUAGUGAUUGGGUGAGCCCGCCACAGACAGUGCCAAAGAAUUUGGGCAUUACAGUGGUAGAUACAGAAGAUGGAGAGAAGAUCUCAACAAGACUGGUCACUGGAUGGAGAGUUUGCAUCGACUAUCGCAAACUCAAUGCUGCAACAUCAAAGGACCACUUUCCUCUCCCUUUUAUUGAUCAAAUAAUUGAGAAAUUGUCCGGUAAAAAGUUUUAUUGA